This is a messenger RNA of Electrophorus electricus (electric eel), 4098 nucleotides long. RefSeq names its product stearoyl-CoA desaturase 5. The record is from RefSeq and is a predicted model, not a curated record. Gene Ontology annotation, biological process: unsaturated fatty acid biosynthetic process. Gene Ontology annotation, cellular component: endoplasmic reticulum membrane. NCBI's taxonomy places the organism in Eukaryota, Metazoa, Chordata, Actinopteri, Gymnotiformes, Gymnotidae. Gene Ontology annotation, molecular function: stearoyl-CoA 9-desaturase activity; iron ion binding.
CAGAGGUCUCCAUUCGCAACUGUAGGGGCUUCAACGUCUACUGCUUCCCUCAUUUCCCGAAGCGAAACGCUAGCUGGUGGUAUACAUUGAAACGGGUUUUCGUAUGGAUAUAAACUGGCUUAUUUCUGUGAUUUAAUUUUUGGAGACUAGUAGAUACACGAUUUCCUACCAAGAGAUGGUUGCUUUUCCGGAUAAUGAGAGCUGUAAUGUUGCUGGACGCUACGAACCAGAAGGGGCCGAGAACCAUGAGGAAACCGAGGCGAAGUCCAAAGAUGCUAAAAAGUCCCGUAACCGGUGUAUCGUUUGGAGAAAUGUUAUACUUAUGUUUUUGCUCCAUACUGGUGCACUUUACGCAAUCAUCUUGAUCCCAAAGGCACAUCCGUUUACCUGGAUUUGGUCAUACAUGUGCUUCAUUGUCACAGCCCUUGGGGUUACAGCUGGAGCCCAUCGCUUAUGGAGCCACAGGUCUUACAAAGCCAAACUGCCUUUGAGGAUUUUCCUGGCAGCUGCCAACUCCAUGGCCUUCCAGAAUGAUAUCUUUGAAUGGUCCAGAGAUCACAGGGCCCAUCACAAGUACUCUGAGACAGAUGCUGACCCUCACAAUGCAGUGCGAGGCUUCUUCUUUGCACACAUAGGAUGGCUGUUUGUGCGUAAACACAAGGACGUCAUUGAGAAGGGCAAGCGGCUGGAUGUCAGCGACCUAUUGGCUGACCCUGUUGUUGUAUUCCAGAGGAAAUACUACAAAACCUCAGUAGUGGUGAUGUGCUUCCUGCUUCCUACACUGGUGCCGUGGUACUUCUGGGGCGAAAGCAUAUGGAAUUCCUAUUUCUUGGCUUCCAUCUUGCGUUACACCAUUUCACUCAACGUCGCCUGGCUAGUCAACAGCGCCGCCCAUAUGUAUGGAAAUCGCCCCUACGACAGGAACAUCAACCCACGAGAAAACCGAUUUGUUACACUUGGAGCUAUUGGUGAAGGUUUCCACAACUUCCAUCACACUUUUCCUUUUGACUACUCAGCGAGCGAGUUUGGCCUCCGUUUAAACCCCACCACCUGCUUCAUCGAUCUCAUGUGCUGGCUUGGCCUCGCUGGCAGUCGCAAGAAAGCCACACCAGAGAUGAUCAAGGCACGGAAGCUAAGGACAGGUGAUGGGAGCGCGUGAGGAACCAGUCAUACACCUCUCCCUGCUGCUCAUCAACUUAAGAAGGCAAUGUACAUGAGAGUGGAAAGGGGAUGGCGAGAGCCGUCAGGUUCAGUGUGUACUCUAUUUAAAUCUUCUUGAAUUCUGUUUUUUGCAUAAUGUUAUUAGCACUUUGUUAAACAGGCUGACCAGUAUGAUUUAGACAGACAAGUUUAGAUAUAGGCACACAAGUUUGGGUAUCUAUUUUGCUGCACAGUAGAAUUUUAUUGUUUGCAAAUAUUGUUGCCUGUCAUUAAUAAUUCAGUGGUGGCCAGUGUGUAUGUUUCUGGGUUAAGCAAUCAGUGUAACUUUUUUUUUUUUUUUUUUUUUUUUAAAGAAUCACCAUAAUUUGUAGCAUUCUUAGGUAGGGCACUUUUAAAACUUUGAAAAAUCAAAAAGAAAACUUUAGUUUGGCCCAAUAAUACCCUAAGAAGUGAAAUAUUUCACUACAAUUGAUCUGCCCUGUGGAGGGCUUGCCUUAAAUUUGCUGCUUUUGUGAUUUAAAUCUCCAAAACUGAGCACUUUAAAGACUGGCCAUGUUACUCACGCUUUUUCACAGUACUUUGCCAGAUUAAUCCCAAUGAUAACUAGUUAAUUUGCACUUUAGUUGAGCUCACAUUCAUACAGUGAGCGAUUAUAUAUCAUGCAUUUAUCCUCAAGGUGCAAAGUACCAUGGUAAAAGAUCACCUAAAAUUCUAUAAACGGAAUUUCACUCUCUUCUGUUUGUAAUAUUACAAAUUAAUAAUUGAUGUGUAAAUGAUUAAUUCCACAAGGGCAGCUCAUAUGUUGUAGAAGGGCAAGAAAAAAUAUGCAUCUAAGUCCAUGGCAGCCAUUUUUAUACCUAAAUUGUAUUAGCUUGGUCAUUUUGCAAUUAGGAUUUCUAGCAGACAAUUGAAGUUGAAAGACGUGAACAGAAAAGAUUGGUUUGCAUUAGCAUCAGUUCUUACUCUGGCCGCAUAUAAAACUGAGACUUUGAAAAGGAGUAUCUUGUUUAAAUGAGCAGAUUAUAGAAUGUCUCAAUGAGUAAUCGUGUUUAAUGUGUAGAUGCUCAUAAAUGCAUUAAUGUACGGUAAUGUAUGGUAAUAUCCUUGUUGCUCUGUGUGUGUAAGCGCAUGUAACUACUUCUGUCUGUAACAUGCUUUUUCCUGCAUUUGUUUAAUACUUUAAUUGCUACAUAGGUAAAUAUAUUGACCACACUUUAGAUGAUCAUCCACCAGAAAUCCUAGCCUAUAAAAAUGUUCAGCUAAACUCUCAUUAUAAUGUAACUUAGUCUAAGAGUAAACUUAUUCUGGGCAGGGACUGAUCAUGGUUCUGAAAGGCCACAGAAAACUCAAUCGCAACCCUGGAUGGAUGUGCACAAAUACAAAAACACAUACACAUGACUAGAAAAUACUCAACUCAUAGUAGUACAGUAGUAAUAGAACUCAAGAGAAAAUGACUAAAGAUAGCAUCUCUGGCUGAAGUGUGUAUCUAAAUUAUACAUGCAUUAUACAUAGAUUGUCCACGCAUAUUGGUUCCUGUGUUCCAAGACCCCUUGCAGCCUGAGGUUGCUUGGCAGUGAUCCCACUGGUCAUGUCUGCAUAGACGCUAGAUCAGGAAAACCAUGCCAUAUAGUGCCAUUUGUUAUGACGCUCCCCUAUACAUACCAGCAAGGUUACUAUGAUCAAAAUCCACUUUAUGACUUUACUGAUUUCUCAUGAAUUUGGAACAUGCUGAUUGUGACACUGGAAUUACCAUGUGCAUGUGCAAACAAUGGCUCAAAUCUUUUCCAUGGAUCAAAUAUGAUCAAUAAUCAGCAGUCCCAAUCUGGCACCUCCUCUUGAAUCAGUGUAGUUUUGUUCAUACAUGCUGCAAGCUCUGAGUUGAGGAGGUGUUCUCAACUAGGUCCACAGGGUUUUCUCAUUAGAGCCCAGCAUGCUUUGGCUGUUCAGUCAGAUAGUACAGCUUGAUCACAGACCCAGGUAGUGAACUGUCUUGAUGAGUGCAGUCAUAUAAGAUACAGCAUUAUUGUGUACCAGGAGACUGAGGCAGAUGUCACACUGAAAGGGAAUAUUUAAAGGUACUGGCUUAGGUCUUUGUGGGGAGGAAUAUUAGAAAAGAGAUUUUGGUCUCAGUCUCAAAAGUCAGGAGACAAAGUCAUGGUUUUAAAAAAUUGCUGAAAAAAAUUAUACUUUUAAAAAUUAGGACCUUCCAGGAAAGCAAUUGUAGAUCAUGCUUAGACAGGGUUUAUAUACAAUUAAUUAAUUGUUUAAAUGUUAAACAAAUGAACUAGACUUUCUUUGACUAAAUUCUGCUCUAAUCACAUUUGAUAAAAAUGAUUUGAAAAAAUUAUAAAAUUAUUAUUUAAAAUAACCAAUAGUAGAGCCUAUUACAAUGAUUAUAAAAAUUAUUGGAAAGGUGGCUUAUUAUUAUUAUACAUUUACAUUUAUGGCAUUUAGCAGACUUUUAUCCAGAGCAACUUGCAAAAGUUAUUACACAUACUUUAUUGUUGAUUUUACUUAAAUGUUCUGUUCUGUGAUUCUGUGCUAGCUGUUGUGAUUUUAUGAUUCAACAUCACACAUGCUUCAUCUUAAUUAGAGAUGUAUUCAAUGUAUAAAUCUUCAUGAAUUGGACUAGUUAUAAAUAUUCUUUAGCAUGUCAAAGGGUAAUAGUUAAGGCCAUGUUCAUGGAGAGCAAUGAUCAACCCAUGAAUUUUCAGGGCGUGAGAUCAUCUAAAUACAGGAUGGUCCACAAUACUACAUCUAUUCACUGAUAAAUGCAUCAUUGUUACAAAACUAAAUGUUUAUCCAUUUCUAUAUUCAGUAAGUAAACACUCAAUGAAUAGAUGCUGUUUAAAAAUAAGUAGCAAUUUAUUGCACAGAAAUUGUUAUUUGUGGAGUUAUCUUAGUUUAAUAAGUGUUCAAUAAACAUCAGUGCUACUA